UAAGAAAAACAGUUGGAAGCUUAGCAGCAUCAGACCAGUUUGAAACUGAUGAGUUACGAAGGUUUCUUCAAAUGUCAAGAAGCAUUGAAACAAGUUCAAUACCAUUUGGUGGUAUUAGAGAUGAAAGUUCAAUAUUAAUUAAUCCAUUUGGAGACCAAUUCGGCUGUCUGCAAAUUGGUUCAGAAGUAUUUGGGUCAACUAUAUCAAUGCAGCAUACAAGAAGCUUCUUUAUAAUGGCAAAUUUUAUUAAUCAAGAUGGAGCUUCUUGUAAUACAUAUGUUGGCCAAAUACAAUAUUUCAUUCGACAUGCAGUAAAUAUUAGCAAUCAUAAAUUAGAACAUAAUCUAGCAUUUGUACGUUGGUAUAAACCAGCAUCUAAUAGUUCUACAAGGUUCUAUUUUGGAAUGAAUGAGGAAGAAAAGCGAUUAUACAAUAUUGAACUUUGGACUAAAGACUUUUUUCCAAUUAGUCAUGAUUGUAUAAUAUCAGUUCAUUAA
Molecule: messenger RNA, 497 nt
Organism: Ambispora leptoticha
Lineage: Eukaryota; Fungi; Glomeromycota; Glomeromycetes; Archaeosporales; Ambisporaceae
Source: the annotation of a GenBank genome assembly